Molecule: messenger RNA, 497 nt
Organism: Polyodon spathula (Mississippi paddlefish)
Lineage: Eukaryota; Metazoa; Chordata; Actinopteri; Acipenseriformes; Polyodontidae
Product: forkhead box protein P1-like
Exons: 4
Coding region: 78-497 (139 amino acids)
Biological process (GO): regulation of transcription by RNA polymerase II
Cellular component (GO): nucleus
Molecular function (GO): RNA polymerase II cis-regulatory region sequence-specific DNA binding; DNA-binding transcription repressor activity, RNA polymerase II-specific
Source: RefSeq, a predicted model, not a curated record
UUUUCGUAUUUGUUUUUAGACAUCUCAACAAUGAGCAUGCCCUGGAUGACCGAAGUACAGCACAGUGCCGAGUGCAGAUGCAAGUCGUACAGCAGCUGGAACUGCAGCUUACUAAAGACAAAGACCGCCUGCAAGCCAUGAUGACACAUCUGCAUGUGAAAUCAAGGGAGCCAAAGCCUACCCCUCAGCCUCUGAAUCUGGUAUCCAAUGCCACUCUCUCCAAAACGGCCUCUGAAACGUCACCACAGAGUUUACCUCACACCCCUACCACGCCGACUGCCCCCCUCACUUCCAUCAACCAGGGACUUUCAGUAAUCACACCAACGAGCAUGCACAGCGCGGGACCAUACAGAAGGCGAUAUUCAGAGAAAUACAAUAUGCCCAUCUCUCCAGCCCACUUUAAAAUGCAUAGUUUCAAUGAUGCCUCACUAGUUCAACCAAUCACGAGGAUUGAAGCUCAAUUAGCGGCCUCACUUGACAGCCUGCACUCUGGAUAA